Chroicocephalus ridibundus (black-headed gull) is the source of this 2310-nucleotide messenger RNA. It is a transcript of the gene ETV6, whose product is annotated as ETS variant transcription factor 6. The transcript is spliced from 9 exons. The record is from RefSeq and is a predicted model, not a curated record. Gene Ontology annotation, biological process: regulation of transcription by RNA polymerase II; cell differentiation. Bases 592 to 1965 code for a protein of 457 amino acids. Gene Ontology annotation, cellular component: nucleus. Lineage: Eukaryota; Metazoa; Chordata; Aves; Charadriiformes; Laridae. Gene Ontology annotation, molecular function: DNA-binding transcription factor activity, RNA polymerase II-specific; sequence-specific DNA binding.
GGAAAACACCGGCGGGCAGCGGGGACCCCUCCCCCUUCCUCCCUCCUCCUCCUUCUCCCCCCCCUCCGCAUCCCGGUGCCCCGCGCGCGCCCCCGGGCUCACGCGCGGGCAGAGCGCGCGCAGUUACACACGCAUACACACACGCGCGCACGGAGAGCUCCAGGCGCGCGCGGAGGGACUGUUGCGGAGGGGGGGCGGGCGGGGGGAGCGAUCGCGCGCGCCCCCAGAGGAGCGGCGGCGGCGGCGGCGCUGAGGAGGGGACACCGGCGGCGGGGCGCCUCCCCCCGGGCAGCUCCGCGCCCGCCGCCCGCCCGCCCGGGCGAUGGUGGCGGCAGUAACUUCCCCUUGAGGGGACGGGCCGGGUCGGGCCCCGCCGCGCCGAGCGGAGCCGCCGGGCCGGGAGAGGAGCGGAAAGUGGGGAAAGCCCGAGAACUUCCCGCCCGCGCCCGCCCCGCCGGGCUUCGCCGUUUCCCUCCUGAGAGAUGUCUGAGGCUCCUGCUCAGUGUUGCAUCAAGGCCUUUCAUACUUUGGUGCUGGACUCCCUACAGAUGCCUCUGACAAGUGGAAAAAUAAUAGUUGAGAAAACCUCUCAUGUGGAUCAUAGAAUCAGACCUUCUGCUCUGUGAUUUUUCGUCAGCAGAGCAGGAAAGAAUUUCCUACACACCUCCAGUGAGCCCGGUACCAAAUUACACUUCCUCGUCACCACUACAUGUCCCAGUGCCUCGAGCGAUCAGGAUGGAGGAAGACACGAUCAGACUGCCAGCACACCUGCGUUUGCAGCCCGUUUACUGGAGCAGGGAUGAUGUGGCACAGUGGCUCAGGUGGGCGGAGAAGGAGUUUUCCUUGAGGCCGAUUGAGAGCAACACUUUUGAGAUGAACGGCAAGGCUCUGCUGCUCCUGACCAAAGAGGACUUUCGAUACAGGUCUCCUCAUUCAGGUGAUGUUUUAUACGAACUCCUUCAGCAUAUCCUGAAGCAAAGGAAAGCUCGUAUGCUCUUCACACCUUUCUUCCACCCUGGGAACUCUAUCCAUGCUCAGCCAGAGGUCAUAUUACACCAGAAUCAUGAUGAAGAUAGCUUUGUCCAGAGACCUUCAAGACCAUCCACAGAAACAGUCCACCACAACCCCCCAACCAUUGAACUGUUGCAUCGUUCUAGAUCACCCAUCACCAACAACCACCGUCCAUCACCAGAUCCCGAUCAGCGGCCACUGAAGUCCCCUAUGGACAACACUAUCCGUCGCCUCUCCCCAGCUGACAGGGUGCCAGGGACAAGGCAUCAGCAAGAGAACAACCACCAGGAGCCCUAUCCUCUCUCAGUGUCCCCGAUAGAAAACAACCACUGCCCGCCUCCUUCUGAGGUGCUCCAGAAGCCCUCCAGCCCUCGCCAGGAGAACACCAGGGUCAUCCAGUUGAUGCCCAGCCCUAUCAUGCAUCCUUUGAUACUGAACCCCAGGCACUCCGAUUUCAAACCACCAAGGUUGUCCGAGGAUGGGCUGCACAGGGAGGUAAAGCCAAUCAACCUGUCCCACCGAGAAGAGUUAGCUUAUAUGAACCACAUCAUGGUGUCUGUAUCCCCUCCUGAGGACCAUGCAAUGCCAAUUGGAAGAAUAGCAGACUGUAGGUUGCUUUGGGAUUAUGUUUAUCAGCUGCUUUCUGACAGCCGGUACGAAAAUUUCAUCCGAUGGGAAGAUAAGGAAUCCAAAAUAUUUCGGAUAGUGGAUCCCAACGGGCUGGCCCGGCUGUGGGGAAACCACAAGAACAGAACAAAUAUGACUUAUGAGAAAAUGUCCAGAGCCCUACGCCACUACUACAAACUAAAUAUUAUCCGGAAGGAGCCAGGACAAAGGCUUUUGUUCAGGUUCAUGAAGACCCCAGAUGAGAUUAUGAGUGGCCGAACAGACCGCCUCGAGCACCUUGAAUCCCAGGAACUGGAUGAACAAAUAUACCAAGAAGAUGAGUGCUGAAGGGAACUGGUGCACCGCCUCUGUGGGUCCAUGGCAGAAACAUCUGCCCGGAUGGCCGGCACACUUUGGGAAGGGAAGCAACAACACAGAAGCAGUACUUGGGGUUGCCGCUUAGCUUGAAGACCACGCAGGACCUGAAGCACCUUAACAAAACAAACUAACAGGCAGAAGUGGUGCUGGCAGAAAAGUGAAGGGGAGAAAGCCUGGACUUAUGCACUACUUCACUGUUCCUACAAAGUCUCCCUUGAGUUCUUUCUUUCUUUUUGGUUUGUUUCAGUUUUGGGGGUUUUUUUGUUGUUUUUUUUCCCUAAUAAACAUGCAGUUUGACUUCCCUUAUCUCACAUA